Molecule: messenger RNA, 2460 nt
Organism: Grammomys surdaster
Lineage: Eukaryota; Metazoa; Chordata; Mammalia; Rodentia; Muridae
Gene: Pgp
Product: phosphoglycolate phosphatase
Exons: 2
Coding region: 1-966 (321 amino acids)
Cellular component (GO): cytoplasm
Molecular function (GO): sn-glycerol 3-phosphatase activity
Source: RefSeq, a predicted model, not a curated record
AUGGCGGAGGCGGAGGCCGGCGGCGACGAAGUCCGCUGCGUGCGGCUGAGCGCCGAGCGGGCCAAGUUGCUGCUGGCCGACGUGGACACGCUGCUGUUCGACUGCGAUGGCGUGCUGUGGCGCGGCGAGACGGCCGUGCCCGGCGCGCCGGAGACUCUGCGGGCGCUGCGGGCCCGCGGCAAGCGACUGGGCUUCAUCACCAACAACAGCAGCAAGACUCGCACGGCCUACGCGGAGAAGCUAAGGCGCUUGGGUUUCGGCGGCCCGGUGGGGCCCGAAGCAGGCCUCGAGGUCUUCGGCACGGCCUACUGCAGCGCGCUCUAUCUGCGCCAACGCCUGGCCGGCGUGCCGGACCCCAAGGCCUACGUGCUGGGCAGCCCGGCCUUAGCCGCCGAGCUGGAGGCCGUGGGUGUCACUAGCGUGGGCGUGGGCCCGGACGUGCUUCACGGCGAUGGCCCAAGCGACUGGCUAGCCGUGCCGCUCGAACCCGACGUGCGCGCGGUAGUGGUGGGCUUCGACCCACACUUCAGCUACAUGAAGCUCACCAAGGCCGUGCGGUACCUACAGCAGCCCGACUGUCUGCUCGUGGGCACCAACAUGGACAACCGGCUCCCGCUAGAGAAUGGCCGUUUCAUUGCGGGUACCGGCUGUCUGGUGCGAGCCGUGGAGAUGGCCGCCCAGCGCCAGGCGGACAUCAUCGGGAAACCUAGCCGCUUCAUCUUCGACUGCGUGUCCCAGGAGUAUGGUAUCAACCCGGAGCGCACCGUCAUGGUGGGAGACCGCCUGGACACAGACAUCCUCCUGGGCUCCACCUGUAGCCUGAAGACUAUCCUGACCCUCACCGGAGUCUCCAGUCUUGAGGAUGUGAAGAGCAAUCAGGAAAGUGACUGCAUGUUCAAGAAGAAAAUGGUCCCUGACUUCUAUGUUGACAGCAUAGCCGACCUCUUGCCUGCCCUUCAAGGUUAAAGAUCUAGUGUCUUUAAUCUCUGGAAUAAAAAAAAAAAAGUAAAAAUCAGCUACCUAAAUUAAUAGAUGGGGCUUAGGAAUUGCUCAGUUAGGUGGCUGCAGGUUAACUGAAGCUAAUAAGCAAAGGCAGUAGUUAAUCUUGUAAGUAAACGUUGGGGGGGUUGUUUACAGAGAAUUAUAUUUUAAGAUGCACUUUUAAGCUUGGAAGGCAUUAUGGGGUGGGCAUAUCACGUGCCCAACAUUCAGGUAACCUCAGGCCCUGUUGCUGAGACUGAAAUGUAAUCAGGUAUCAGGCCCUAAGAUGGGCAGAGAGUAAAAAAAGGGCUCUUAAGUGACACGAAAACCAAAAACUGGGGUUUCUCCUAAUGUGAUCAUGCAGCAGAGGUGCCUGAUACUGCAUCCCGGUUCCUCACCUGCGGGGUGGUCCUGCAGGGAGCCGCUCCCAGGUGGGGGCACUCUGUUGGGGUUUGGAUGCUGCCCUUGACAACCUCCGCUCACUCUGCUUCAUUGAAAACCACUUUGACAUCACAAUUGUCUGUUCUGUUUCAGAGCCCAGCACUACAGACCCUCAUGCACAGUAGCAGCCCAGCUAAACUUUGACUGUCUUGUGUGAACUUAAACCCAGGUGUCUUAAGUGUGGCCUGCUGAGCAGCCAAGUGGGUAUGGAAUGCCUGGCCUGAACUCCAUGCUGCUCCACAGGGAGCUCAGAACAGUGUUGAUUUUUUUUUUUUUCAAACUAGUGAACGACAUUGUCAAGUGUGGAACUGGAUCUUAACUGUGUGGAUUAAUCGUUGUGCUCUGUCUCAAGGGUAAACCCUGCUGAAAAGAUCUCACAGCCCAGUCAGCAGCAUAGCCAAUGUCCAAGCCAGGGAUUGUCUUUUUUCCCAGUGUCCUCUAGGUAGAAGUUAAGUCUCUAAGCCCCUCUUGUCCAGGUCCCUUUCAGUUCUGGAUGGGUUAAGUGUUGGUGCUCCUUGGAACCACCUAUCUCUAAUCUUGAACUUCCUUGUUGGUGGUCAGCCAUAAGGCCUACCAACCAGUUGGCUUCUCAACAUCUCUGGCCUUUUCCUCUGCUCUUAAAGUCCCUGACCUUUAGCAGUAUGCUGAGCAGACUGGGAAGCAUUCAUGGGCCACACCCGGGAAGUUGUUCCCUUUGGCUGACUCCUUUCUGGCACUUUGCCCUGUACCAAGUGGCUACUCAUGGCCACAGCACUUCACCUGUUCUCCAAAUUCUAGAGCAAUAAAGAUAUCCCAUGCCCUAAGCUGCUCAGAGGUCAGGGGUGGGAAUAGAAUGGUGCCAUAGAUGAACACAAUGGCAGUAGUGCCUGUGACAUUGGUGGUGCUGAUUCUCUGUGAGUCUGGAUAAUGACCAGGCUUGGCAGAUGGUCAGCCAGGGAUGCCCUACUCUGGGCAGACACUGGAAAACCUGUGUGUGUGACAUUUCCAGCUUGUCUCAUUGUGUGAUCUCGAAUGCACAUUAAACUCUCAAACCCACAA